AUGCCGUUUAUAGCUGUCAGCUAUUUGUUGCUGUUAUUUUUUGUGGAUUUAUGUAGUUGUAACGAAUAUUUUUGGCUAACCGCUGACCUGGUAAACGUUCAGUGGCGUAAAGGCUGCCUAACCACAGGUGGUUGCGGUGAUCCAAGAUUUAAACUUACCGAAACCAACUGGGCCAGCAAUGAACAAGUUUCGAUAAGUUGGUCUAUUUUGGAAGACUUUAAUCAGGACCGUUCGCGAACAUUUGUAACGCAUUGGAAGCGUGGCUCUCCAACGGAUGUAACAUUCAUCUGCGAGGUUGUUGGCAUUGAUCCUACCUAUGGAUUUCCUAGAAUCUGUGACUCAACAGGCAAUGUGCAAGCAUUUAUCAAGGAUCCGACCUAUGAAGUGGCAGAAUUAAUGAUGCGAUACAUAUCGCUGUGUAUCGUCGUUGAAGUGGCUCGAGCUCGUCGAGCUGACAAUGUGGAGUUUGAGGGCAGUACUAAAAUUGCUGUAGAAUUGAAAGGUAGAUGUUUCAAUGCAUCGUUAACGGUUGAAAAACACGAACAACAGUGUCCUUGGUGUCAGGAGAAACAGGAUCAACAACUUAUGGCCUUUGUUGGACAAACUGAAUUGGACGGUCGAAAUGGUACUUCCGUGCUACAUCGCUUUAAUCGGGAUGUCCAAUAUUUGUUUAUAGCUUUGGCUGUGUUGGCCGGCAUAGCGUUGCUAAGUACUGCUGCAUUUGCUUGUCUUUUGCUCGCCUUUAUCAAACAACGAAAAGGCUCAUCAAAAACAUCCAAAUAUCCCGUUGAAACAUAUUAUCCAUCCGCAAUUAUCGGGGAUACCGUUAAAAUCACUGAUGAUUCUAGAUAUGAUAUGCCAUGGGAUCAGAAAUAUCGUCCUUUACCCCAUUGGCCUAAUAACAGAAAUGGAUUAACCUGUUCAGUUAAUAAAAGCUCUCCAUAUACAUCUGGAACGUUGAUUUAUCAGACUUCACGAAACAGCGAUGAUGCGGUACACUACGAAACCCCAGCACUUGUGCUCUCUGAUCAUCACAACGAUAGUGGCCAUGAUUCUGUUUAG
Molecule: messenger RNA, 1062 nt
Organism: Enterobius vermicularis (human pinworm)
Lineage: Eukaryota; Metazoa; Nematoda; Chromadorea; Rhabditida; Oxyuridae
Source: the annotation of a GenBank genome assembly